CUUUCCAACCAAUACCAUCCUGCCAGUAUCCACACCGGUGAGCCUGCCUUCCGUGCCUCUACUCGGCCUAAUGCCUCUACCCAGCAUGAUGAACUUAUCCAGCCUGACGAUCCUAUUAGGCCAGUUGACUCGAUGCCCGCUGUCGGAUCCAGAUGAUCCGGUACCUGACUGUCGUACCUGGUGUCAGGCCCGCUGUCGAGCCCAGACAAGCCGUAACCUGGUGACUCGUUGUGCCCACUGCCUUGCCAGAUGACGCGGUGCCCGCUGGCAAGCCAAAUGACCUGAUGCCUGGUGACCCCGUGCCUUCCGCUGUCGAGCCAAAUUUGAUAUGACCCGAGUGCCCGCUGUCGAGCCAGACAAUCC
This is a messenger RNA of Staurois parvus, 363 nucleotides long. NCBI's taxonomy places the organism in Eukaryota, Metazoa, Chordata, Amphibia, Anura, Ranidae. The record is from the annotation of a GenBank genome assembly.